AGAGCAGACGAGCAGAGAGAGAAAAUAAUUCCUGGUUGUGGAAAUGGGCAACGGAGAUGUGGAAUUUGAAACAUUUCUGAUCCAGGUCCAGCCACUGUUUACCCUGCAGUCAGGCUAUGACAUCAGAGCGAGGACUUUAUAAAAGUGCAUGUGCACAGAGCCAGGCAGUGAGCAAACAGUAACACAAGUAGAAAAUCUUAUUGUGGAAGAGCAUGAUGGACAAGAUACAGAGAGACAGAAACAUCCUGAUGGCAUGGGCAUUGCUGUUUUACCUAGGCUCACAGAGCCUGGGAAUACUUACCGUGUGCUGUCAGCAAUGUGGAGGCCCUUGUCAGUGCCAAGGCUCUGUACCAGUCUGCCCAGAGGGAGUUCCUCUCAUUCUCGAUGGGUGCCAGUGCUGCCAGGUGUGUGCCCGGCAGCAGGGCGAGGCCUGCAGUGAGGUGUUUCCAUGUGACAGUCAGCGCGGGCUGCAAUGUGACUACAGUGCCAGCUUCCCUGGUGACCCAGGAGAGUGUGUCAGCCAGAAGGAGCUGGGCUGUGAGCAUAAUGGAGUCUCUUACCAGGAAGGCCAGGUAUUCCAGCCCUCUUGUGCUCUUCAGUGCCGUUGUUCGGGCGGAGGGGUGACCUGUGUGCCCCGGUGCAGUGAGGAUGUUCUCCUGCCCACCCCAGACUGCCCUCAUCCUCGUAGGGUUCAGCAACCAGGAAAAUGCUGUAAAGAGUGGGUGUGUGAAAAUAUGGACAACACAGUGCUUCAGGACGCUCAUAUAGCUUCCAGAAGUGACCAGACAUUGCCUGCAGAUCCUGGAUACCAAACCAGACCCGGCUCAAACUGCAUAGACCAGAGCUCCGAGUGGAGUGCUUGUUCGCUGACCUGCGGGUCUGGAAUAUCCACACGGGUGUCCAAUCAAAACCCAUCCUGUCGCUUGGAGAUGCAGAUCCGCUUGUGUAUGAUCCGACCCUGUCAGCCUGUUCUCCAUAGAACCCCACAGUGGUCAAGGAGGAAAUGUCAACCCAGCUACAGGUCAGCAACCCCAGUUCGGCUUUUCCACCAGGGCUGCUAUAGUACACAGUUCUAUAGGCCUCGUUAUUGUGGCUCAUGUACAGACAGCCGUUGCUGCACUCCUUACCAUACUGGCACGGCACUGGUCACUUUCCGCUGCCCUGGGGGAAGACUGCUCAGUCAUGCUGUCAUGAUCAUCAACUCCUGCAUCUGUCAUUACAACUGCCCCUAUUCAUCUGUAGGGGCAUAUAGAGGGACACCCUUCCUGGGUUAGACACUCACUCUCUUGCAGGCUGACUUUGGAUCUAGUAGCUUCACAUUGGAUGCUCUGGGUUUACAUGUCUUAUUGAGUGUUAGUUAAAAAAGUUACAUGGACCCAACUCAAGAUUUGAGCUUUCAAUUUAAUGACUGAAAAACACUUCUUCGACAUUAUUAUUAUUAUUAUUAUUUUAAUAAUGCAAACAUUGAGGGAACAUUCCAUUUUAGCAUUUUGCAAACAUUGUGGGAAUGAUGAAUGUUCUCUGAACAUUCUGAAACAUUUGAAAAACAUUAGAAGAGCAUCCAACUAAAACAUUUCAGAAAAAAAAUUCAUAACCGAUGUAUAAAUAUUGUUUUUGUACUACCGUUUUGAGAACAUGAUUAAAGACUAGAUAACACUGACCAAACAUUCUAUUAACAUUACUGGAAAAAUGUUUGCUCAUAACUUUGAGAGAACCUUAUACCAGAACGUUAGCCAAAGUUCUGAGAACAUUCCCUGUUAGUUGGCUCUGUACUUAGUAAAAUGAAAUAGUUUAAGAUCUGCCAGAAAUUUCAUUUUUAGUUUUUUUUCUUUUUCUUUUUUUAAUCUAUUGGGUUUACACAAUAGCAGCUGUUUUUACUUUGAGUCGGAUGAUACAUUAGGUCCACUUAAAGUACACUUGAAAAAUGCUAAACAAUUAUGUAAGAGCAAUAUCUUUGUCAGUUUUGUAUUAUAUUAUAGGAUAACAACUGUGGAUUUCAAUGAAUUCCAAAGUUGUUAGCUCACAAAAGAUGAAAAUGAUAUAAAAGAUAAAAUGUUUUCUCCCCUUCACCAAAAGGGAUCUAAGACGGAUUUGAACUGUACCAGAAAUAACAUUACAAAUGAAUGCAGAAGUUCUUCAGGCAUUGGUUAGAUGCUAUGUGAUAUCUACAGUUAAGUGUGGCACCUGUAUUCACUGUAGGCUUUUAUUUGAAGACUGACACUAACUGUAGUGUUUACAAAUUUCAUGCAAAAGAUUUACUGUAUAUAGUAUAUAUGUAAAUACUUUUUAUGUCUAUAUGUUUUUGUCAUUAAUACUAGAAUUUUUAAUAUUUGUGUUCAUUUUAUUGCACUGUCGUUUGCCACCUCACAACCUUGCAGUCAAAAGUUAAUACAGCAUUUGUCAGAUUCUCAAUAAUAAAGUUUUGUACUUGUCACCUUU
Molecule: messenger RNA, 2439 nt
Organism: Ctenopharyngodon idella (grass carp)
Lineage: Eukaryota; Metazoa; Chordata; Actinopteri; Cypriniformes; Xenocyprididae
Gene: ccn5
Product: cellular communication network factor 5
Exons: 6
Coding region: 213-1274 (353 amino acids)
Biological process (GO): signal transduction; cell adhesion
Cellular component (GO): extracellular region; extracellular matrix
Molecular function (GO): heparin binding; integrin binding
Source: RefSeq, a predicted model, not a curated record